Messenger RNA from Anoplopoma fimbria (sablefish), 1794 nucleotides. RefSeq names its product dimethylaniline monooxygenase [N-oxide-forming] 2-like. Gene Ontology annotation, molecular function: NADP binding; N,N-dimethylaniline monooxygenase activity; flavin adenine dinucleotide binding. NCBI's taxonomy places the organism in Eukaryota, Metazoa, Chordata, Actinopteri, Perciformes, Anoplopomatidae. The transcript has 11 exons. The record is from RefSeq and is a predicted model, not a curated record. The coding region runs from base 72 to 1751 and encodes 559 amino acids.
UUAGAGGCUGUUUAUCAUUUGAUCGAAGCUGCACAGGACUUGAAAUCAGCGCACAGGAGAAGUGCUCAGCGAUGGUUCGACGUGUGGCUGUGGUCGGAGCAGGCAGUUCUGGUCUGGUUUGUAUGAAAGCCUGUGUUGAUGAAGGCCUGGAGCCCGUCUGCUUUGAAAGCAGUGAUGACAUUGGCGGCCUGUGGAGAUAUAAGGAGUCGCCUGAGCCGGAGCGGUCCAGCAUCUAUCGCUCCUUGGUGGUCAACACCUCCAAAGAGAUGAUGUGUUUCAGCGAUUUCCCCAUGCCCGCCGACUAUCCAAACUACCUGCAACACUCCCAGCUGAUGCAGUACUUCAGGCUCUACGCUGACCACUUUGACCUGCUCAGACACAUUUGUUUCCAGACCACAGUGAGGAGUGUUACACAAAGGCCGGAUUUCUCUGUGUCCGGUCAGUGGGACGUAGUGACCGUGAACGUGGCCGGAGAGGAGGAGAGCCACGUGUUUGAUGCCGUUCUGGUUUGCUCAGGCCACUACACCCAUCCAGCCUUACCCCUGUCAGACUUUCCAGGUAACGAGACGUUUCCUGGCAGGUGUCUUCACAGCUGGGAGUACAGAGAUGCAGAUGACUGCAGGGGAAAGAGGGUGGUGGUGGUUGGCAUUGGCAAUUCUGGGGGAGAUAUUGCAGUGGAGAUCAGCAGAUCUGCAGAGAAGACGUUUCUCAGCACACGUGAAGGGUCCUGGGUGAUUGGCAGGAUGUCUAAUAACGGUCUUCCUCUGGACAUGAUCGUACUCACCAGACUGAAUCUCAUUCUCACACAACUUCUUCCAAAGUUUCUGGUCAACUGGUCAGCAGAGAGAGCGCUGAACCAAAAAUUUGACCACAGACUGUAUGGCCUUAUGCCCAAACACAGACUUUUGGAAAAAAGGCCUUUGAUCAACGAUGACCUUCCUGGACGAAUCCUUCAGGGAGCACUAGUAAUGAAACCCAAUCUGAAAGGAUUCAAGGACUCCGGAGUUGUUUUUGAAGAUGGCACUGUGGAGGAGAACGUUGACGCUGUGGUCUUCUGUACAGGUUAUAAUGGAAACUUCCCAUUCCUGUCUCCGGCUCUCUCUGAGGGGCCUCACAAAGAGUUCACAUUGUACAAGACACUGUUUCCUCCUUCUCUAUCACAACCCACGCUGGCCGUCAUGGGUCUUUUCCAGACAAAAGGACCAAUCGUGCCCAUAGUGGAAAUGCAGGCGCGCUGGGCUGUAAAGGUUUUUGCCGGUUUAUGCCGUCUGCCACCUAAAGAGAAAAUGCUGGAAGUCAUUGAGAGUGAGAUGAAGACGAAUAUGAAAAUAUAUCCCUGCCCUCAAAAGGCGGCUCUCCUGGUAGAUUACAUCCCUUACCUGGAUUUCAUGGCAAAAGAGGUCGGGGUGCGACCAAACUUCCUGAGUCUACUACUGAGAGACCCUGUGCUCUGGGUCAGGGUCUUCUUUGGCCCCUGCACACCUUAUCAGUAUCGUCUCACGGGGCCGGGACGGUGGGCCGGAGCCCGUCGGGCCAUCCUCACUCAGUGGGAGCGAGUGGCUCAGCCGUUCAGAACCAGAACGGUACCAGAACCAGAGAGCCGACCAUCUGUGCUCUUUUCACCCUGGUUGCUCAUAUUUGCGGGAACUCUAACAAUGGCUGUGGUUCUGUCUAAAAACGGGAUUAAUCCAGCUCAGGUUCUGGACAAGAGCAAGAUUUUCCUGAGGGACUUCACUGGAUUACCACAUUGACAUGAUGAAAUCUGGGUCCAGUUUGUAAGAUAGCAUCUAAAUU